This is a messenger RNA of Ramularia collo-cygni, 855 nucleotides long. RefSeq lists its product as uncharacterized. The record is from RefSeq and is a predicted model, not a curated record. Bases 1 to 855 code for a protein of 284 amino acids. The transcript is spliced from 2 exons. NCBI's taxonomy places the organism in Eukaryota, Fungi, Ascomycota, Dothideomycetes, Mycosphaerellales, Mycosphaerellaceae.
AUGGACCAUCUCGUGAACAGCCUGAUCGAAGAGAUCCGGCGCACCAACUCACCAUACGUUCUGAAAAUGACCAGAAUCACCGAAGGCUCACGCAAAGGCAGUUCCUUCAUCGAGGUCGUGGGCAAGACCGGCUUUCGUUUCCUCGAUCUCCACUCUGAGAUCCGAGAUCAGAUCUACAAGAUAUUGCUAGUCAAACCAAACCCCAUCUGCCUCGCGGUCUUCAGACGCAGGAUUGGCUGCAAGGUGGUCACGGGCACGGGCUUCGACUCUCAGAAAGAGCAUCCUGGCCAAGUGUGGGAUCAGAGAAAACACAGAUGGGCCGGCGAUCCGCCACACGAACUCAGUUUGCCGAGGGUCAACAAGCAGAUUCACCGAGAGACCACGCCUAUUGUUUACGGGAACAACCAGUUCAUUCAGGGGUCAUCGACAGCUCUCCUCUAUUUUCAGCCGCUGAUCGAUUCGUCCAUCAAGUUCCUCACGGCGGUCGACUUUGGCGAAUCAUGUACUCGGCACAACAUGCAGGUACUCUUCACAGCCCUGGUAUCUGCAACUGGUCUCCGCAAGCUGAAACUCAGUCAACCUAUGGUUUUCCAGGCCUUUGGUUUCGAUGACGGCAGCUUAGACGGGCAGGUUUACAGAGAUUGCGCCAUCAUACUCGCCAAAGAUCUUAAGCCCCUGCUAGUCUGUCUGCAAGUCGCCUACAAAGCUGGCGGCAGAACCUGGAAAGCGCUACACGUGUUGGAAUUUCGACCGGCCUUCACCAAGAUGCACACGUCGUCGCGAGAGAAGCGGCAGGCUAAGGCGCUCGAAUAUCUUGUGCGGCGCCGGACGAAUGCAUAUCUCAACGACGAGUGA